UGAAUAUUCCCAGAGAUGCCCCAAAAACAGACACCUGGCUUGGGAGAAAAGUCCCAGGUCCCAUACUGGGCACUGCAGAUAAAGACGGGGAAAACCCACACGCUCAGGUCUCACUCAGCUUUCUGCAGGACUGCUGGCACUCCAGCACGCCAGGCGCCGUACAAGGAACACAGACAAACCGCCACCGCCCGCCCCCAGCUGAGCCCAGACAAGGACGGCUACGGAGACUGGCAGGCUUCUGCGCACGCGCCAGUCAGAAACACCUUUCAGCCAAUCCAGCACGUAGUUAUGCGCAUGCGUAUUAUCUCUAGAAAAACCUCAGUUCCGCCCUUUUGCGAGCAGGACAACUGCGCCUGCGCACUACCUCUAACCCGGAAGUGGCCUGGCCACGCGCCCGCGUUGCUCUGUUGUGUCCCGGAAGCUUCUCCAUUCUGCUUCCGGCCACCUCAGCUUUCUUGGGGGGGGGGCACCAUGUCGGGCGCGGCGGGUUCGGGGUCUGCGGGCUCGGUAGGUUCUGUGGUGCGGCGCUUCCUGGCGGAGUACGGCAGCGGCACGUCGAGCCGCCUCAAGGUGCUGGACGCAUACCUGUUGUACGUGAUGCUCACCGGGGCGCUCCAGUUUGGCUACUGCCUGGGUGUCGGCACCUUUCCCUUCAACUCCUUCCUCAGCGGCUUUAUCUCCGCCGUCGGCAGCUUCAUCCUCGGCGUUUGUCUCCGGAUCCAGAUUAACCCUCAGAACAAAGCCGAGUUCCAAGGCAUUUCACCAGAGCGGGCAUUUGCCGAUUUCCUCUUUGCCAACACCAUCCUGCAUCUCGUCGUUAUCAAUUUUGUUGGCUGAACCCUAGAAGAGUCUGAGGUCUUGAAUUCUUCUAGAACUCUAAUGCCAAAUCUUGUUAGAGGGAAGUGUUGUUUUCCAGCAGUAGCUGCUGCUUUGAUGAGAAAGGGGAGAAGCAGAAGUCAAAGAUUAUUCCCACAGACUGUCCUAUGGAGUGGUCUGCUGCCUCAUUCCAGUUACUGUAAUUAUUUCUUUAAAUAAAGCCCUUCAUAAUACUGCA
Messenger RNA from Meleagris gallopavo (turkey), 1054 nucleotides. RefSeq names its product defender against cell death 1 (gene DAD1). Gene Ontology annotation, cellular component: oligosaccharyltransferase complex; membrane. Lineage: Eukaryota; Metazoa; Chordata; Aves; Galliformes; Phasianidae. Gene Ontology annotation, biological process: protein N-linked glycosylation. The record is from RefSeq and is a predicted model, not a curated record.